Messenger RNA from Peromyscus eremicus (cactus mouse), 744 nucleotides. RefSeq names its product interleukin 2 receptor subunit alpha (gene Il2ra). Gene Ontology annotation, molecular function: interleukin-2 receptor activity; interleukin-2 binding. Lineage: Eukaryota; Metazoa; Chordata; Mammalia; Rodentia; Cricetidae. Gene Ontology annotation, biological process: inflammatory response. Bases 1 to 744 code for a protein of 247 amino acids. The record is from RefSeq and is a predicted model, not a curated record. The transcript is spliced from 7 exons.
AUGUGUGGGCAUAACCCACCAGAGGUCGCCAAUGCCACAUUCAAAGCCCUCGCCUACAAGAAUGGCACCAUCCUCAACUGUGAAUGCAAGAGAGGUUUCCGAAGAACAAAGGAGUUGGUCUACAUGGCUUGUUCAGAGAACUCCUGGAGCAGCAGCUGUCAAUGUACAAGCAACUCCCAUAGCAACUCAAGAAAGCAAGUUACACCUAAACCUGAAGACCAGAAAGAGCAACCAACCACAAAAAUGCAGAAAUCAACACCGUCUGUGCACCAAGGGAACCUCCCAGGUCACUGCGGGGAGCCCCCUCCAUGGGAACACGAAGAUAGCAAGAGAAUCUAUCAUUUCGUGGUAGGACAGAGAGUUCACUAUGAGUGUAUUCAAGGAUACAAGGCCCUACAGAGAGGUCCCGCCACAAGCAUCUGCAAAACGAUCUGUGGGAAGAAGGGAUGGACUCAGCCCCAGCUCACAUGUGUACAUGAAAGAGAACACCAUCAGUUUCCAGCCGGUGAAGAAUCUCAAGGAAGCAGAGAUCCUUUUCCUGAGAGUGAGAGUGAGACUUCCUGCCCCAUCACCACCACAGACUUCCAACUGCUGACAGAAGCCCCUACAACUAUGGAGACAUUCAUAUUCACAACGGGGUAUCAGACAGCAGUGGCCAGCUGCGCCUUCCUGAUCAUCAGCAUCCUUCUUCUGAGUGGGCUCACCUGGCAGCGCAGAUGGAAGAAGAGUAGAAGAAGCAUCUAG